GGUUGCUUCAUCUCCCACUGCAAGUUGAUUCCUCUUUUUCUCACAUUCACUGCUCUCGAUUUUCGCAUUUUCCAAACAGAUUAGUACUUCGAAAUUCUUGCCCUAUAAUUCCUUCUAUAUUUUCUCUGAGAAAGAACUUUUUUUUUUUUCAGUUUAGAGAAGUUUCAAGAAACUGUUAACGAUGACAAAUUGUGAGCUUUGCAAUGGAUUUGCCAGGAUUUACUGCGAAUCGGACCAGGCGAAUUUGUGUUGGGAUUGUGAUGCGAAGGUACACUCUGCGAAUUUUCUGGUAGCGAGGCACUCGAGGUCGUUGUUGUGCCACGUAUGCCAAUCGCCGACGGCUUGGUCGGCCGCCGGAGCGAAGGUUGGCCGGACAAUCUCUGUGUGUGAGCGGUGCGUGAACGUUGAAAGAAAUGGUGAAGAAGGUGAAGAUGCGGAGGAGAUUGAUUUGGAGGAUAUUCAGGUUGUUCCGUGGUCAUCAACUCCUACCCCGCCGCCGGCUAGUUCAUCCAGCAGCGACGAGUCGUUGAAUAGCCAUAAAUAUUCUUCUUUGAAGCGAAGGCGUGAAGAUAAUGAUGAUAGUGGAACUUCAACAUCUCAUCGGGAAGUUGGUGAACUGCCGCCGUCGGAGAAGCGUGACGGCGACGAAGCGGCGGCGGCGUCCUCAACGAGGAUGCGAAAGCCUUUGAAGAUCCAGAGAACUGAAGGGAGCUUGACGGGUCGGGUUGAAACUACUGGAUGUUCGGGGAUGAUGGAAUUUAUCGGGAGAAUUAAUCGGCGUGAGAAGAAAUCCAGUGCAGUAAUCGCCGAGAUCGAUAGACUCAACGAGAAGCGUGACGGCGACGAAGCGGCGGCGGCGUCCUCAACGAGGAUGCGAAAGCCUUUGAAGAUCCAGAGAACUGAAGGGAGCUUGACGGGUCGGGUUGAAACUACUGGAUGUUCGGGGAUGAUGGAAUUUAUCGGGAGAAUUAAUCGGCGUGAGAAGAAAUCCAGUGCAGUAAUCGCCGAGAUCGAUAGACUCAACGAGAAGCGUGACGGCGACGAAGCGGCGGCGGCGUCCUCAACGAGGAUGCGAAAGCCUUUGAAGAUCCAGAGAACUGAAGGGAGCUUGACGGGUCGGGUUGAAACUACUGGAUGUUCGGGGAUGAUGGAAUUUAUCGGGAGAAUUAAUCGGCGUGAGAAGAAAUCCAGUGCAGUAAUCGCCGAGAUCGAUAGACUCAACGAGAAUACUGUAGGCGUUGAUCUGGAAUGAUCAGGGGCUUCGUAGCCGCCCGAUUAACCACUGAUUUGACGCUUCUGUUGGGCUAACACCACCACGUCAUUUCUAUUUUUUUUCUUGACUUGUAAUUACAGAAAGUCAUUUCUACUUUUACUUAUCCAAAUCUUGUAGUCGGUGAAUUUCGUAAUAUGAUUAGGAUAAGAUUUGAUUUAUUCUACUCAAUCUUUAGACGGUUUGACAAAUGUACUUUUUACUUUGUGUAGUUUAAUUUGGAUAAUGUUAAGGAAUACCUGGCACAGUUAGCUGCCUUCCUUUUC
This is a messenger RNA of Nicotiana tabacum (common tobacco), 1536 nucleotides long. RefSeq lists its product as uncharacterized. Gene Ontology annotation, molecular function: zinc ion binding. NCBI's taxonomy places the organism in Eukaryota, Viridiplantae, Streptophyta, Magnoliopsida, Solanales, Solanaceae. The record is from RefSeq and is a predicted model, not a curated record.